Molecule: messenger RNA, 2118 nt
Organism: Thyridium curvatum
Lineage: Eukaryota; Fungi; Ascomycota; Sordariomycetes; Thyridiales; Thyridiaceae
Exons: 2
Coding region: 1-2118 (705 amino acids)
Source: RefSeq, a predicted model, not a curated record
AUGGCGAGCAACGACAGCAACAACGACCCCUACAACACGGGUCCCAUCCCGUCAACGCACACGCGCGAGUGGCUGCUCCAGAACUCGACCAAGCUCACCAUUCCCUGGGAGGCCCUCCCGCAGCUUCCCUUCUGGGGCCCGCUGGGCGGGUUCACCCAGCCAUGGUUCCGGGCAAACAUCGCCGCCAGGGUCAUUGCCGGAGCCCACCUGAUGAAGCGGGAGCUCGAGCAGCCCGAGAUCGACGCCCUCAGUUACCACAUGGCCAAGGCGCUCCGCACGCGCAGCAUGGAAGUGCCUAUCCUUCUCGGUGCCGUCUUCGUGCUCGAGAGGCGAGGCCGCAGCACGUUCAAGUUUCCCUUCUACCAGCCGAAGCCGGGCUUCGAGCCACUGGUCUUCCCCUCCAAGAUGAGCCCGCUGCUCACGGGCACGACGGCCAGGGCGGCGUGGCAUGCAUGCCGAGCCAGUGCCUACGCCGUGGUCACGCACUUCUUCGUCUCCCUCUUCCUGCAGUCGUACUCAAACAUGACGUGGAUAGCACACAUGCAGAGGGAUGAGAGGCUGAACGAGUUCAACAAGGUAGCCCGCUCAGAGAUUGAGCACGAGCUCAAACGGCGUGCGGCUUCCGGCGAUGUGCGCCCACUGCCGGGGCGCUCACCGAUCCCUGCCGAGGGCUCGGGAGACUAUCAGCCGGCGUCUUCGGAGAACCAAGACUCAUAUGCUGAGGCUUCGCGCUCGCAGCCUGCGCCGCAGAGGUCAUGGGCUCGCGAUUCAUAUCAGGGCCCCGCUCCCCCAGCGGCGCAAGAGAGUCAGCCCUCUCAGCUGUUUGAAGAUGACGCAUACGUUUUUGAUGAUGCCUCGCCGGUGGCACCGUCGCAAAGGCAGAAGCCGCAGACCUCCUCAUCCCCUUAUUUUGCUGGCACCGCCUGGGACAGGGUUCGGCAACAAUCCGGGGCUCCCCGCCCCGAACCGGCGGAGAGAGGCAGCAGGGAUUCGCAGACCAGAUCUUGGGGAGAUCGCCAGCAGGUACAGAGGCAAAGCUCAAGGACGGGACAGUCAGGCACCGAGUACACAUUUUCCCAAGCCGAGGAGGAUCGAUCCUUGCCGAAGGAGCAGGCGCAAAAGGAUUUUGACGCCAUGUUGGAAAGAGAACGUGCUGGCGAGUCUGAUGACCGGCGGCGCAGGUGUGGAAAACACCGCGACAUCACUAAUCUCGAGCUCGGAGCCCUCCCCGCCUCUUGUAGCGGCGUUGGGAGUCUUGACCUUGGCAAUCGCGUCGGGAAAGGACCCUCCCACGGCGACAUUGAGCAGCAGGAACCGGGGCAUCCGGGCCAGGCUCGUCCACGCCGCCAGGUCCCCGACCACGGCGCCCGACACGCUGCUCGUCGGCCGCCCGUCGACGAGCCAGGUGAUGGUCUCGCCGCGCCAGUCGCCGCCGGCGUUGGUGCGGUCCACGUCGACGGCCACCGUGUGCCAGUCGCCGCGGCUCACGGCCGCCGUGGCGCUGAUGCCGUCCGUCUCCCGGCAGGGCCCGCCGGCCGCCACGCCGCAGUGCACCGUCUGCCAGGCCGUCGCGGCGCCGUUGAGCGUCUCGAGCACGUCGAUCUCGCCGACGCCCGGCCAGCCGCCGUAGUUGCCGCGGAAGGCGGCCCCGAGCGACCAGAAGGCGGGCCAGAUGCCCUGCUGCGAGGCCGCGGGCGCGGCGCCCGCGCGCAGCCGCGCCUGCAUGCGGAGGCGGCGGCCCGGCGCGCAGGCGAAGUCGUGGGCGGGCGUGGUCUCGAUGCGGGCCGAGGUCCAGCGCCCGCCGCCGCCGCCGCCGAGCGCGAGGGGCGUGAUCUUGAGGGUGCCCGCGGCCGUGGCGGCGAUGUUGUCCCUCGACGAGGUGUAGGUCUGGAUCUCGUUUGUGCCCCAGCGCGCCGGCCCGCCGGGGUAGCCCGUGCCGACGUCGAUGGUCCACUUCGAGGCGUCCGGGAGCGAGCCCGGGCUCAGGGCGGCGAAGUUGUCCUGGAAGAGGACCUGGACGAAGCCGUCCGGUAUCUGGAUGUCCCGCGGGCGGUUGCUGACUGGGUGUGCCGCCACUGUAGAGGUGGAGAGCAGAAGGGAGAGGAUGGAGAAGAGUGA